Melanotaenia boesemani (Boeseman's rainbowfish) is the source of this 1627-nucleotide messenger RNA. Its product is annotated as protein FAM8A1-like. The coding region runs from base 34 to 1026 and encodes 330 amino acids. Lineage: Eukaryota; Metazoa; Chordata; Actinopteri; Atheriniformes; Melanotaeniidae. The record is from RefSeq and is a predicted model, not a curated record. The transcript is spliced from 5 exons.
AGUACGCUUGUACGUAACGGAGCGCCUUCAAACAUGGCUGACAAAGAAAACACGGUUAUGGAAGUCGAUAAGGGAAAGAAUAAACCUCUUGUUAAACAAGUUAAGCCUCAACAUGAUAACGUUACCCAAAAAACUGAAAACCAGGACAGUCCAGGAGGAAAGAAAGACGUCGUUACAAGUCGUGCCACGGCGGAAUAUUGCGAGAAGCUGCAGGCAUGGAUGUGGCAGUACUAUACUGGAUAUGUGAACUGGCAAAGCUGGCUGGCAGCGACAACCAUGUCCCACCCAUAUUAUAUACAACCAUCCAGCGGAACAUCAGCAGCUUUUGAUUUCAAUUCCCAGAACUGGCACAAUAGUCCGUUUGGGCUUCCACUGUUGCCUUAUCCACCUGCGGUGACCUCGCCGAGCAGUCGUGUAGGACAAGCCGUGGUAGGGGCAGCAGCGGCCGCUCAGCCGCAGCAGCAGCCGCAGGAGAACGGAAAUGCUCAGAGACCAGGUCGGGAGUACAGCAUUCCUUCACCUCUCCAAAGACUAAUGGCAGAGAUGGUGGAUUUUUGCAUAUUGUUUUUCAUCAAAGCAACCAUUAUCAUCAGUGUUAUGCAUCUCAGUGGAAUCAAAGAUGUUUCCAAGUUCGCCAUGCACUUCAUAGUGGAGGAGAUUGAUGAAGAUACAUCGAUGGAGGAGCUACAGAAAAUGAUGCUUGUUGCCCUUGUGUACCGUAUUUUAGUUUGUUUUUACGAGAUCGUGUGCAUUUGGGGAGCAGGAGGAGCCACUCCAGGGAAGUUUCUCAUCGGACUCAGAGUUGUCACAUGUGACUCAUCAGUUCUGGUUCAGCCCAACAGGAUACUUGUAAUGCCAGCAACAAAUGUCUCUCUGUCUGCAUCAACUGUCCGAGCAUUGAACAAAAACUUCUCGAUUGCCUUCUUUUUCCCCGCCUUUAUCACGCUACUCUUCUUUCAACACAACCGGACUGUUUACGAUAUGGUUGCUGGAACAAUUGUUGUCAAACGGUCCAGGGUCAGAUGACACUGAGGUAGCCAGAAGAGGUUUCUAGUGUCACUCUGAACAGUCACAAUGGGAUGUAUUUAUAUUUUUAUUAAAAAAAAUGCUCACAAAGCUCGGACAUGGCUAUGUUGAGGAACACAGGAGAUUUUGAAACACAUCAGUAUGAAGCAUUUCAGGGUUUUGUUUGUUUCUGACACACUGUUUUUCUGCAUGUAUGUCUACAUGCUGCUUUCAGCAUCUGUUCCUGUGCCACAAGUUUGAUUUGAACACAGGAACAAUGACAGUAUAUGCACCUUUUUAUUAACACAAGCUUUGCCUUUAUUCUUUAAAAAGUAAUUUUCCAGAUUUUGGGUGAAUGUGAAGUAUAUGUCAGUAUUUAAAUAGUUGUUCUUGCAUUAAUGAGAUUUGAACACUUGUAUCUCUUUAUUUUAACCCCGUUUCCAAAUACAGUAUGUUGGGAUGAGCGGGGAUUUGUAGAACAAUAAACCCUGUAUUAACUUAUAACACAAACACAACACGUCAAAAGCUUGUGACUGGGGAAUUUUAUUAUUUGACUAAAAAAAAAAAAAAAAAAGAAGAAUGUUUCCUUUUAAAUUUGUUGCUUGCAACACGUAUAUAAAAA